AUGCAGUUCAUCGUCCCAUCCCUCCUCCUUCCCCUCGCUCUCGCAGCCCCCUCCCUCGUCUCCCGCGACGACGCAAACUCCACCGCCCCCGAUGCUUCCGCUCUCACUCCCUGGCAAAUCACAUCCCUCAACACACACUCGCCUUCCGGCCGCCCCGGAAACGAUCCCCACUCUACCUUGAACUUCUCUAUCGCCGACACUGCGUCCACUGCCAAGUGCUCCGCGCAAUGGAUCCAAUCCGAAGGCGUGCCAUCUGGUGAAGAGCAGGUCUGCGAGACUGAGAGUGGGGAGGGGUCGUGGAGCUUUGAGUUCAUCGGAGAUAGUGGGCGUGCGUCUAGUUUUGAGAUGAGUGUCAAGCUUGUCGAUGCCGAGGGCAAGACUUUCGUCGCUGAAGGUCCUUUUGCUACAGGCGGAGCUUUGUCUGGCCAGUGCGGUGGAAGCGGCGUUUGCAACUGGAGCUUGAAGGAUGCGCCUUUCGAGUUCCAGCAGAGUGAGCAGUAG
Molecule: messenger RNA, 501 nt
Organism: Periconia digitata
Lineage: Eukaryota; Fungi; Ascomycota; Dothideomycetes; Pleosporales; Periconiaceae
Source: the annotation of a GenBank genome assembly